This is a messenger RNA of Chelmon rostratus (copperband butterflyfish), 7445 nucleotides long. RefSeq names its product NLR family, CARD domain containing 5 (gene nlrc5). The transcript is spliced from 55 exons. Bases 141 to 5921 code for a protein of 1926 amino acids. Lineage: Eukaryota; Metazoa; Chordata; Actinopteri; Chaetodontiformes; Chaetodontidae. The record is from RefSeq and is a predicted model, not a curated record. Gene Ontology annotation, molecular function: protein binding.
GGCGGCAGUUACUUUGAACAGAGCGUUGUUCAAAAACGAAACCAAAACAGUUCGCCCUAAGUUUCGUUUUAAAAUAAAAGGCAUCGUGACUGCAGAGAGACGCAGUCUGUGACUACAGUCAUCGCUGAUGGAGUCUGACCAUGGAUGAGGAGGCUGACCGUGGCGAUGAAAACGUGAACCUCGUCUUGGCCCAGGAAUCCUCGGAACUGCUCGCCAUACUUUGCCGCCAGUCACCUGCAGUCAUAAUGUCGCUGUGCCAGAUGAUGCCCGGUGAUGCUGGGUGGAACAUCACCAGUCCGCCCCCCUCUGCGGCAGCGCUGGCAGAACACGUCAAAGCCAUGCUGCAGUACUUCAGGGAGGCCAGUGCUGCAGAUUGCUGCAGCUUCCUUCAGAGCAUGUGUAUCUUGUGCGAGAACAUCCCCAUGCACCUGGAGUCGAGGCUCAUGUCAGUGGCUGGGUGUGCAAACAAUGUUUGUGAAAAUCCCAGUCCCAUUGUAAAGGAGGAGAAGUCGUCACCACCCUCAGAGCGGCAGCUCAUCAAACGCCCACGGAUCGACCACUGGGAGCAGUACAUUUUUGCGGCGAUGAAUUUAUUGACGAGGAGGUGGGAGCAACUCGGCGAUCGCCCGGUGAGAGAAGUGCCGCUAGAGAAUGUGUGGGUCGGCCUAAGAACGGCCAACAGAGGCAGGGACAGACCUGAUCAAACCCCGGGACCAGCAGACAGAGGGAGCAGAACACCAGAGCCUGAUGGGGAUUAUGGGUCUGCGGAGUCCAGAGUGACCUUGGAGACCUUCCUCCAGGGAUGUGUAGCAAAGGUGACAGUUCUCAUUGGCCAGUCUGGAUCAGGAAAAACUCUGCUGAUGUCUAAUUUAGGACAGCAGUGGGCAUGUGGACUAGGCCCUAUCCCGUCAUCCUUCCUGUUUGUCCUGCUGGAGUUUCGCCAGCUCAACUUGCUGUCCCAGCCUCUCUCCCUGUCUGAGCUGCUAUUCCGACACUACCUCCCUCCAAAAGGAGGUGAUGACGAAAAGUCAGCCGUUGUGGAAUACCUCCUUUCCAAUCCAGAGCAAAGCUGUUGGGUGCUGGAUGGCUAUGAUGAGUUUCACAGCAAACUCACCAGACAAGAGGGGCAGAAAGAGCUGCUGGACCCAGAAAGCCCUCUGCCUGUUGCAGACCUCAUCUCGGGGUUAUUAAAUCGUCAGCUCCUUCCAGGAUGCACCAUUGUGGUCACCUGUCGUCCACGCGAUGUCACUGAUCUGGACGGCAUACCAGAUAAAGUGGGGCAGCUGCUGGGGUGGGACUGCCAUGAUAUCAAGGAGUAUGUACACAACUUCUUUGGAGGAAAAGGUCACGCAGCAAACAGAGCUCUUGGGGUGCAAGCAGCCGACCUCCUUCUUUCCACUCGACACCUCCUUGCCAUGUCAUCCCUCCCUGUCCGCUGCUACAUCUGCUGCAUCUGUCUGGAGUAUUUACUGCUGGAAGGAAGAGACGCAGGAAUGGCAGAGAAACAGGAAGAAAGAGGGAGUGAAACAAGGGAAGAAGAAAGCGAAAAUGAAGAAAGAGUAGUACAGAUGCCAGGAGGAGGAAGAGGAAAAGAGGGCAGUACACGAGGGAACCAUGCACAGAGAGAAGAUCAAAAAGAAGCAAGAAGAGGGAGUGAAGCCAUAAUGAUGGAUGUGGCAAAUAGUAGAGCCCUGCUACCUCCAACCCUUACCCAGGUCUACCUCACUGGUCUCACUGCAUUUCUAAGCCGUGACCCUGAUAAAAGAAGAAGAAAAGACAUGCCAAAGACUGUGACACCUCAACAGAGUAUAGUGUGGCCGCUGAGUCAGAGUCGAUCGGAGCUGUGUGAGUUGAGUCAGCUGGCCUGGAGAGGCGUAGAGGGCAGCAAGAUCCUCUUCAUGGAAGAAGACAUUUCUCAGGAUGUUUUGAAGUUCUCAGUCCGGACAGGCCUCUUCUCAAAGGUGGAGCUCAGACGUGAGGACGGGACGCUCGUCAACUCCUACUGCUUCAUCCAUCUGACAGUGCAGGAGUUUUUGGCUGCGCUCAGAAUCAUGACCAGUCAGGAUGUUAGUGACAUGCAGCUCAAGAAGAGAUUCAGUCUGAAAACUCGCUGGACGACCAAGUCAGACCAGAGGACAGUCUUCACCGACUCCCUCCACCUGUAUGUGUGUGGUCUGGCUUCUCCACGCUGCACUCAAGCCUUAGUUCAAUUAGCCAGGGCUUCUGGUGGAACAGGAGGCCUGAACUGGGUCCAAACACGACAAGCCCUUGUUAGAAAACUGCUAAAAAACCUGUGUCACAGCAACACCCUGACUGGACCGAAGGUAUUGGAGCUUUGCCACUGUGUCCAGGAGAGCCAGGACCGCCAGCUGGCUCAGCAGGUGUUGGGUACAAGACCCACCCUGGAGCUGCGGAACAUCCGCCUAUUACCCAAUGAUAUUGAUGCUCUGGCUUUUGUAGUUAACUCAGUGGGUGAUAAUGGUAUCGGCCUGGACUUUGGAGCAUGCUCAAUAGAGUUGGAGUGUUUAGAUGUCCUACCAAGCUGUCAGUACAUUCACUACCUCUGUUUUCGCGGCCGUAAGUAUGGUGACAAGUUUGCUGAGAAGCUGUCCUCCAUUUUGCCAAAGUUCCCAACCCUGAGAAAACUAGAGUUUUGUGGUUCCAGUCUGACUGCCACAGGAGCAGUAUGUUUGGCCUCGGCUCUACAGAACUGUCCGGCUGUCACUGAAAUCAAUCUGAGCGACAACAAUCUGAAAGACGCAGGGAUCGAACACAUCGCCGAUGUUUUUACCAAACUACCAGGACUGCUCUCUGUAAUGCUGGGUCGAAACAACAGCUCUCUGAGAGCAGUGGACUGCCUCAUCGGGAAAAUGUCUUCAUGUUUGAACAUCCAGCACGUUCACGCAGAUGGGAUGAAGGAAGUGGCAGUAACUUUCUCCCAAAACUCUGAUUUGAAUGGUUAUAAAACUAAGUCUGAGCCAAGAGUCAGCUUGUUGAACCAGAAGUGGAGCACGCCUGAGAUGCAUAAACUUGCAGAGUCACUGGCACGUGUCCCCGCCUUGUCCGUCCUGGACCUGUCUGGAGGCCAGUGGGAUGUGGAAACUCUGAGGAUGCUCACUCAGUUUUUGCCAAGGUUCAACAUGACAGAAAAGAUCAUUGUGAAUGACAGCUGCUCUUCAGUGGAGGAUUUGGUGAUCCUGACUGCUCUGCUGCCUGACUGCCCUGCUGUGAUGGAGCUUCAUAUCAGACUGCAGAGUCCUGCCCAGGUGUCUAUAGUGUUCUCUGGAGGGAGAGAAAAACCUGCAGAUGAAAGAUCUAAAAUGCUCUGUCUCAGCUGCUGUGGUCUGCUGCCUGCUGAUCUGGAGAGGGUGUGGAGGAGUUUGGGAACCUCCUCUGAUCUCACUUUGCUGGAUCUGUCCAGUAACUGUUUAGGCAACAAAGGUCUGGGGAAACUGUUGGAGGUCCUGCCUCAUCUGAGUAGCAUCCAGGAGAUCAAUGCCCAUAAUAACAGGAUCAGCAUGGAGGGAGUGGUGAUGCUGGCUGGUGCUUUGUGUUCCCAUAACAACUUAACACAGAUUCUCAUCAGUCACGGAGGCAGAGAGCAGGUGACCCUGAAGUUCUGCCCUGACAGAAGCGAUGACAAACAGCAGUUAAAGAUAUUCAGGAUAAACAACAGCAGCCUCCCGCCAUCUAAUGUAACCGCGCUGUGUAGAAGACUGGCCCAGUGUCACUCCGAUCUGGAGUUAGAUUUGUCCCACAGCUCACUGACGGACAAGGCUGUUGAGAAUCUGCUGAAGGUCCUGCCGAGGAUGAUGUCACUGCAGAGACUCAAUGUGAGCCACAGCAUCACAUCCACAGCUGCAGCGCUGCUGCUGGUCAGCUGUUGGACUGUUAGUCAGCGAGUCACGUCAGUGGAGCUCAGGCCUCAGACUGAAUCAUUCAUCUGUUUUGGACGUGUGAAAGCAGAACACACCAGCUGCAGGUUAACUCAUUUCAGUUUGAAUGGAGGUAACUUGGAGAGACUGCUUGAGAUCCUGCAGCAGGGUCCCCACCUGUCUGACCUGGAUUUAUCAAGUAACCAACUGGAAGAUGAAGGCGUGAAGCGUUUUGUCGAUUGUCUGCCAGAUCUUAAAAUCACCAGCUGCGUCAAUUUGAGCAACAAUAGCCUGACCCAGCGGGGACUGUUGGAUGUGGCCAGCGCGCUGUCUACCUGUGCUAACGUCUCUGAUGUAGAAGUCAGUUUGGGAGCCAGGGAGAGGUGUGUCGUCUGGUUUACACAGUAUGAAGGCUGUGAAAAAACUCUGAGCGUCAGAGAGAGUAGUUUGGAACGUGAACAUCUGGUCAGAUUAGCAGAGAUCGUGUCUGUCUGUCCCAGUCUGACCAAACUGGAGUUGAAGAACAAUAAGCUGCAGUCGGACUGGAUUGAAGACUUCGUGAAAGUGCUGAAGAGCAGUGAGAGAGGAUUCAGGGUCAGUAUUGAGGAGAGUUGGAUCAGAUCUGAGGAAGCUGUUAGUUUGGUGUGUCAAUGUCUGGACCUCAACAGCAACAUACGCACGAUCAUGGUUCACUACACCACGCUGCACCUGUCUUUGAUGAAGUCCACUGAACUGACUUCAGUCAGUGAUGACUCAGCAGAUCUGACUCCUUCGAUGCCCACAGAGAAAAUAGGCCUUGUGGACUGUGCAGUGGAGGGACACCAGCUUGCAUCUAUGACCAGAAUCAUCCAGAAGUGUCCUUUAUUGACAGAGUUGGAUUUUUCCCAAAACAGCCUGGGCCUAGAGGGAGCUGAGUUCCUCUGUUCUGUUCUACCCUCGCUGCCGCACCUCACGUCUCUCAGCAUCGGUUCCAAAGAGACGUGUGUGGUUGAGAAGCUCUCAGAGGCCUUGCUGCAGGUCACAGGCCUUCAGUGCUUAAAUCUAUCAGGUCAUGUGAUUGGUGACACAGCAGCUCAGAUUAUGACCACAGUGUUGCCCCGUCUGCGAUCGCUCAACCUUUCUCAUUGUGUCUGGUCAGCGGCUGCAGGGCUGCAGCUCAUCAAAGCCCUGGGGGAGUGUGUCAAUCUGGAAGGCCUUUGUCUGGACUCUUUGGAGCUGAAUGAGGAGAGCAGGGCGUGUCUGGCACAAUCAUUAAGGAAUAUCAACUCUGCUCGCAGUCUCAAGCUAAAUAAGAUUGGCACAGCAAUGGGACAAUCAAGAGUGAACGCUGUGUUAGAUCUCCUACCUGCUUUGGAGCGGCUCACAGGAAUGGAGGAGAUAGAGUUGGAGGGCUGGAGGAUGGCUGAUAUAGGAAUAGAGCUGCUGACGAGACUGCUUCCUGUCUGGACGGAGCUCAGGAAGAUCAGUCUCUCUAAGAACCUUAUCAGUGACCAAUCAGGAGACAAGCUACUGGAGGCUUUGAGCAGCUGUGGUCACCUGGAAGAGCUCCAUGUGUCUGGUAACGAUCUGGGUGACCUCACUGCUGCCAGGAUGGCUCUCGUCCUGCCAUCGCUGACCCACAUCACAGUGUUAGAUAUUUCAGAAAACCGUGUUGGAUUUGAAGGCUCAGUGAGUCUGUCCAAAGCAAUAAUAUGCAUGAAGAACCUCACCAAGAUUCAUCUGACCUCUGUUGGGACUUCAGAGCUGUGUGCUGUAGCUGCCAGUCUGGGCCACUGUCCCCUCAUACAGGAUGUGGGCCUGGGCUGGAAUAACUGUGGUGAUGACGUGGCAGAGGAGUUGGCCAGAGUCCUGCCUCUCUGCCCGAAGCUGACCAGGAUAGAUCUGGAGUCAAACAGUGUGACUGUCUCAGGGGCGGAGGCCCUGGUUCGAGCCUUACAGUCGUGUCCUGCUCUGCAGCUCAUCAGGCUGUGGAGGAACCAGGUCUCUCCCACUGAUGCCCACAGGCUCCAUCUGAAGGACUGGAGGCUGAAUUUCUCAUCCACCUAAUGUGGUCUGUAAUGGACGUGACAGUGAGAAGUAAAAAUUGCAGAGGUGACGCACUGCUACAGUAAAGUUGUACAGUUGUGUUUUCCCUGCAGUAGGACCAUGAGAAAGAACGAGGAAUCUCACAACAAAUAAUUCAUAUCUCCAUGUAACAUUUUGUGCUUUAAAACCCUUAAUCAGUUGUCUAUCUGAUGACUGCAGCAGCUGGUGUUUCCAAUCGUAUGAAGGGUAAUAAGACCACUGUGUGGUGCCCUAUAGGAGAAAACUCAUGUAGAUGCACAGAGUGUAACUAUGUAUACUAUGUUUUUUAAUCAUAAGAACUGCUUGAGGUAAAGAUGCAUGUUUCAAAUGUAUAAUUCUGUGAAAGAAAACUUGUAGUUUUCAGCCUAUUUGAAUGCUUGAAUACACACGUGUUGGCCUCUAGCGUCGCCACGGUCAACUGGCGUAACCAGCUGACGGCGACCCUUUCUCGAUGAACCGCGCUGGGUGCGGCGAUCCUAACGUGGGUGCUCAGGUGUUGAACCGUAACUAGUCACAUCAGCACCUGUGACGGUCAGCUGGCGGACUGUUAUCUGUACAGCCUCUGGACAGGCCACACAGACAGCUGUCUGCAAGGUACACUGACAUCAAAUGAGAAAAAUGUCUCACUGUUCAGUCACUACAGAACGUGCUACUAUGUAUGAGAAAUCAAAACAAAGAGAGUUAGAUAAGGUGUCUUCCUGGUGAACUGAAAUACUGUGAUGAGGCUGAUCAGCCGCAGCUUUUCAGUCUUGUUACUGUUCCUGCACUUUCUGCCAGCCCACACCUCCGCGACCCUAGAGGCCAGAGGUGAUGUGGAGGACUCCUUUGUUUCCAGAAAGGUUUCCUUUUGAUGAAAUUGACUUUGAUACUAUGUUCACUUUGCACUAUGAUGUGUUUACAAUAACUAGAGGCCACAUGCUUGAAAACACAACAAGUCACAAACUCACAGUAAAAGAAGAGCUGAGAGGACGAGCCCUGCUCUGCUGUUUGCUCUCACACUCAUUUUAGGUUGUGGUCUCUAUCCAAUUUGCGUAUUUAUUUCUGCUGUUAUCAUGUAGAGAAAGCAUCAGUUUUUUAAGUUUAUUUAGCCAUAAUGUCUUUCAGAUUUCUACAUAAUUAUAUUAUAGAUGAUGAUAAUUAGAUUGAACAAGGCACAUUGUGUAUAUUUAAUGGCAGAAAAGGGGACAAUUACAGAUCUCACCACUGUUAUCUCUCUACGUUCUCACAUUCAUGGACUCAUUCUGAAACGAAUGCAGCGUAUUUCCUCUCCCAUUCCUCUGUGUAUUGUUGUCAAGCUUUUGCAGUUCAUUCAGCUUCAUUGUAAUCUCUACAAAGGCUUUGGUUUUAAUUAGCACAGAGGUGUUCUGUGCUAUCUGUGAAACGAGGUUUUGCUCUUUAAGGUUUGUGUUCAGGUUGAGGUUUGAGUUCUCAGGUGACGGAUUUCAUAUUCAUUCAUUCUGACUUGCACUGAGAUGUCAGUUGAGAAUAAAACAAAGACUACCUUGA